AUGUCGAAGCUGGACAUUAAACAGAUUUUAUUAAUUUUUGGCCUAUUCUGCACACUGUCACAAGCGAAUAGACCGUUAAACAUUCUUGGCCUGUUUCCCUUGAAUGGUUUUAGCCAUUUUCAAUUCUUUCAUCCGGUUAUGCGUGGCCUGGCUGCGAAGGGUCACAAUGUUACGGUUAUUAGCUAUUUCCCAGAUAAAAAUCCUCCUCCGAGUUAUAGAGAUUUGCCGCUAAGAGAAGGUGAAAUCUUAAUGAAUAGUGUGGACUUGAAGACUUUCGGUAGUAAAAAGUUUUACGAACCCUUUAGAGAAUUCUUUUUAAUUAAUGAAUGGGGUAAAAGAGUCUGCAAUCGAACAUUACAUUCCGAUGCGUUGAUCCAGGUGCUUGAAGAGCAGCAAGAUUUCGAUGUGAUCCUAAUGGAGCAAUAUAACACCGAUUGUUUGACAGCGGUGGCACAUCGGUUGAAAGCACCCUUCAUAGCGAUGAGUAGUUGUUCUAUGCUGCCGUGGCAUUUUGAGCGCAUGGACAUGCCCAGCAUGACAUCCUCUAUACCAACCCACUUCCUGGGAGAAUCAGAAUCGAUGAACUUCCGUGGUCGCCUGGCCAAUUGGUUUGUCUUUCAUGGCAUGCGUUUACUUUAUGAUAUAUACACCACCCCCGCCACAGAUGCUCUAGUGCGGCACAAACUUGGACAUGAUCUACCCUCCGUUGGGGAAUUGUCGAAAAGAACUGCAGUAUACUUUGUGAAUCAGCAUUUCUCAUUGAGUGGUGCGAAACCUUUACCGCCAACUGUCGUCGAAUUGGGUGGCAUACAUAUACAAAAGUCUAAGCCGAUCGAUUCCAACUUGAAGGAGUUUCUCGAUAAUGCCGAGCAUGGUGUGGUCUUCAUUAGUUGGGGUUCCAUGAUACGCGCAGAAACUUUACCACUAGCCAAACGGGAGGCUCUACUACGCGCUAUAAACCGACUCAAACAACGUGUGAUUUGGAAGUGGGAGAAUGGCACAUUGGAGCACAAAUCGGAUAAUCUAUACGUCAGCAAAUGGCUGCCGCAGCGCGAAAUACUCUGCCAUCCCAAUGUGAAGGUGUUCAUGUCGCAUGCCGGUUUGAUGGGCAGUUCAGAGGCAGCCUAUUGUGGUGUGCCCGUUAUUGCCACGCCAAUGUACAGUGACCAAUUCCUAAAUGCGGCCGCAAUGAAGUAUCGUGGCAUGGGCAUUCUUUUGAAAUAUGAGGAUAUCACAGAGAAUUCAGUAUUACGCUCAGUGAGAGAGGUCUUGAAGAAGGAAUACAUGGACAAUGCCAAAGCGGUCUCAUUCUCCUACAGACAUCGGCCACAAAGCGCACUCGAAACCGCCAUCUGGUGGGUGGAGUAUGUCGCAAAGACAGAGGGCGCACCACUCACUAAAGCCAAUGGGGUCUACCCGUUUUAUUACUUAUCGCGUUUCGUCUACUACACACUGGACAUUUAUUUUUCUUUGGCUUUUGUCGCCGUCAUUUCGGUGCUGAGUUGGAGGUUUUUGAUAAAAGGAAGUAACUCAAAGUCUGAAAAACUAAAAGAUUCUUAAUAGAAAUGGA
This is a messenger RNA of Ceratitis capitata (Mediterranean fruit fly), 1570 nucleotides long. RefSeq names its product UDP-glucuronosyltransferase 1-3-like. Bases 1 to 1560 code for a protein of 519 amino acids. The transcript is spliced from 5 exons. Gene Ontology annotation, molecular function: UDP-glycosyltransferase activity. The record is from RefSeq and is a predicted model, not a curated record. Lineage: Eukaryota; Metazoa; Arthropoda; Insecta; Diptera; Tephritidae.